GGGUCGGAGGAGGGGCGAGAUUCUGGGGGCGGGGCAACUCCAAAAUCGUCCCGCCCCCUCCCAGGAGGCUCCGCCCCGCCUCGGCCGAGCCGUGCGCAUGCGCAGUAAGGAGAAAGCGUAUUAUGAUGUAGGCGUGGCGAUAUCCAUAUACGGUGCUCGAGGCGGGGCCUAAACACGGGUGCUGGGCGGGGUCUACGGGCGGGGCUAUGCAGACACAGGGCGCGGUGGGCGGGGCGGGGCCCCUGCGCAGGCGCAGUGCGGGCGGGCGCGCCGGGCGCGGGGCCGCGGUUUAAAGGGGCCGCGGCGCGGGUAGCCCGGAACGCCCCGGAACCCCCGGGAGCCCCGGGAAUCCUGAGACCCCCGGGACCCCUGGGACCCCCCGGGGCCCUCAGCAUCCUCCCGGGACUGCCGCGAAGCCUCCGAGCCCGCCAUGGUCUGCGGAGGCUUCGCCUGUUCGCGCAACGCGCUCUGCGCCCUCAACGUGGUUUAUGUGCUGGUGGGGGUGCUGCUGGUGGCCGUGGCGGGCUGGGCGCGGGGCCUGGCCGGGGGUUCCAGCCCCCCCCUGCUCGGAGGAGCCUUCGCCGUCGGAGUCUUCCUCCUGCUGAUCGCGGCGCUGGGGCUGCUCGGGGCCCUGCGGCACCACCAGGUCCUGCUCUUCUUCUACGUGCUGAUCCUGGGCCUGGUGUUCCUGUGCCAGCUCGGCGUGUCCUGCGCCUGCCUCGCCCUGGGCCGCGACGCUCAGGAGCGGCUGCUGCGCUCGGCCUGGCCGCUGCUGAGCGGGGGGGCGCGGGGGGAGCUGCAGCUCCGGCUCGGCUGCUGCGGUUUGGGGGAGCCCCCCGGGACCCCCACCCCGGGCAGCGCCCCCCCAGGGAGCCCCCCCGACCUGGAGCCCCCCUGGGGACCCCCGAACUGCCCCGCUAGGUGCCAGUUCCCCCCGGGGGGGGCCCCGCCGUGCCCCCCCUGCGCCCCCCAGCUGCUGCAGCACUCGGAGCAGGCGCUGAGGAUCCUGGGGGGGGUCGGGCUGUUCUUCAGCUUCACCGAGGUUCUGGGGGUCUGGCUCGCCCUGCGCUUCCGGAACCAGCGCGACCCCCGCGCCAACCCCGGAGCCUUCCUAUAGCGGGGGGGCCCUGGGGGGGCACAGCUGCAAUGGGGGGGGGUCCUGAACCUGGGGGGGGUCCUGAACCCCCCAGUGCUGACCAGCUGCCCCCCCGCAGCCGCAUGAAGCACUGGGGACAAGGACACCCCCCCCCCCCAAAAUCAUGGGGUGACCCCCCCGGGAGGGCUGUGACCCCCCCGCGGCGGGAGGGGCCCGGGGCAGAGCCCCCCCCCCACACAAAUCCAUCUCAGUCUGAGCUCUCCAAACUGGUUUGUACUGGUCAUUUACCCCCCCCCCACCUUGGGGGGUCACAGGCACCCCCACACUGUGGGGGGGGCACAAGGGGCAGGACCCCCCCAAAGCGACCCCCCCCCCUUCCCCACACACUACCCCCCCCUUGGGGGCUGGGGGGGGGGGUCACAAACUCCCCAAAUCCAUCAGCACCCCCCCAUCCCAGCACCCCUAAACUGGUCUGGACUGGUUUACACCGGUGACCCCCCCAAUGUGUGUCACCCCCCCCCAGACCCAUUUUGGGGGGCAGGGGGACACCUCCCC
This is a messenger RNA of Zonotrichia leucophrys gambelii, 1651 nucleotides long. RefSeq names its product tetraspanin 31 (gene TSPAN31). The transcript has 6 exons. The record is from RefSeq and is a predicted model, not a curated record. Gene Ontology annotation, cellular component: plasma membrane. Lineage: Eukaryota; Metazoa; Chordata; Aves; Passeriformes; Passerellidae. Bases 431 to 1117 code for a protein of 228 amino acids.